AACAGGGGGGUAGCAUGGGCUUGAGUUACAGGGGCAGUAACUAGUCUAGACAGGUUGCGUCAUAGUUUGUGGGCGACCGUUCGAAUGUGGUUAAAGUGGUGAUGUGAAAUCGCAGAAGUGCACGACCACGCAAAUCAGGAGCAUCGCUGGCAAGGGUCAGGGGGUGAGAUUUUGUCUAGACUGGUCAUUGGCUUGCGGAGACUGAGGGCACAUCUCGAACCCGAGCUCGCCUCGAGAGGCGUGUGAGAUGACACACCCGUACCGGAUUGCCUCGUUCAGCCUCACACUCUGGUGGCUAUUACUGACACACGUGUACAGAUCAGAAGUUCAUGCGGUGGAGAACCCUGAGGACUGUGUCCAGCGCAACAGGAGCCUGUGCCCGUGUAUUCCACUGAAAGGAUCCAGGGGUCCUCCUGGAUCUCCAGGGGAAGAUGGAAGACAGGGUGCUCGAGGUCCCCCGGGACCACAAGGACAACGUGGACAGAAAGGACGUCGAGGACCUGAAGGAACUCAGGGGCUUACUGGACCAAAGGGAGAUGUAGGGAGUUCGGGAAUACCGGGAAAUGCUGGAGAAGAUGGAGUUCCUGGUCUUCGAGGACCUGUCGGACCUCCCGGUCUUCCAGGAAUAGACGGAUGUAAAGGAUCCAGAGGAGAUCCAGGACCCGAUGGCUGCCCAGGGCCCAGUGGUUCAACUGGAUUACGAGGUUGUCCAGGACCACAAGGACCCAAAGGAGAUCCUGCAUGCAACUAUGUUAUGAUUCCUGGUCGAACCGGCUGUGAUGGACCUCCUGGUUGUCCUGGACCUCCAGGACUUCCUGGACCUUGUGGCCAAACAGGUGCAGAGGGGAAGUGUGGAGAUGCUGGAUUACCGGGUGGAAAUGGUGCUCCAGGCCCACGAGGUCCUCCAGGAGACACAGGAAAACCAAUUUUUGGUGAGAAAGGAGAUGAGGGAGAUCCAGGGCCCGAAGGUCCUGCAGGCCCCUUUGAAUUAAUUGAGCCGUCAGAAGAAUAUUUCCCUAAAGGAGACAAGGGGGAAAAGGGAUCUUGUGGAGUCUGUGGAUUGCCUGGAUGUAAUGGAACGAUUGGACCACCUGGGAAAACAGGAGACAAAGGCUCUUCAGGUUGUCAAGGCCCUACAGGAGAACAUGGCUAUCCUGGAUUUUGUGGCAAAGAAGGACCUCAGGGUGAACAAGGACACCCUGGAAUCCCUGGACAAUGUGGCCCCCAAGGAAUAAAGGGAAUCUCCGGGGAUCCUGGUCCAAAAGGGGAAACAACAUAUUUCUCUUAUGAAGCAGGUAGUCUCGGUGAACAAGGCGCUACUGGAGCCCCCGGUAUCAAAGGAGACAUGGGAUGGAUGGGUGUGCCAGGCCAUCGUGGUCCACCAGGCAGAUGUUUAGCAGGCCUGACGGGUCAGCUAGGGUUGCUGGGUGCUCAAGGCCCUCAAGGUGAUAAAGGAGAACCAGGGAGGAAAAGCACCCAGAAAAUCCCAGGGGAGCCAGGAAAACCAGGGCACCGAGGGCUAAAAGGGGUCCAAGGAACUCCAGGACCAGAUGGAUUCUACUGUGUCCCUGGCCACAGAGGAGACCCUGGAUUUGAAGGAGAUCAAGGCCUACCUGGUCCAAGAGGCUUUAUUGGGGGAAAGGGUGACAAUGGUGACUGCAACUGUGAUGCCAGUCCUAAUAUUUAUGGUCCUGAAGGUUUGCCGGGUGAACCCGGGGAACCCGGUUAUGCAGGACUGCAGGGGCUUCCUGGUGCACCAGGUGAAACUGGCCCUGAUGGAGAUCCUGGGCCAGAGGGUAGUUUUGGUUUUCCAGGAUUUCCGGGUACCAGGGGGAUGAAAGGAGAGAAAGGAAACCUGUUUGUGCAGAACAUCAAGGGUCAAAAGGGACAGCCCGGCAAAACAGGGACAUGUGGUUUGCAAGGAGUCAAUGGCAGGAGAGGGGAAUGUGGAAAUCCUGGGCCUGCAGGUGAUUGUGGUGCAGAGGGAGACAGUUUUUCAGGUUUACCUGGUGACAGGGGUUGUCCGGGAAACAUGGGCUUAAAAGGGAUAAGGGGUCCAUGUGGACCACAAGGUCCAGGCAUUCCUGGACCAGUAGGUCUUCGAGGAAAAGAAGGUGACCAGGGACUUCCAGGACAAAGAGGAAUUGCUGGGCGUAAAGGAAACAAAGGUGAUAUGCAGCCCUGUACACCUGGCCCUCCUGGAGACUGUGGACCAAAGGGAGAGCUUGGUGACCAAGGUUGCACAGGACCGCAGGGCAAUCCAGGGCUUCGUGGGUGUGACGGAAUUAAUGGACUAAAGGGAGACAAAGGAGAUCUUGGUAAUCCUGGACUUGAUGGUCCUACAGGGUUAUGUGGACCUCCGGGGGAUCCAGGAGACAUUGGACCUGACGGCAAAAGUUUGAGUGGAGAACCAGGGAUACCUGGCACUCCCGGGCCCACUGGGUUUAAAGGAUGCAUUGGAGACUCAUUGGUAGGAGAUCAAGGGCCAGUGGGCCCUUGCGGGUUAAGUGGCUCUUCAGGAGCUAAAGGAGUCCCUGGACCCCCAGGGCCAUUUGGUACCGAAGGCUCUCCUGGAGUUUCUGGAGUUCGAGGUAGAAAAGGAGAACCAGGAGCAAUUGGUCAAACCGGAAAAGAGGGAUCGGUUGGUCUUUGUGCAUCAGAGUGUGAGAUUGGAGCAUUGGGUGACCCAGGACUGCCAGGAGACCCAGGCUGCAGUGGAAAACCAGGUGAUAAUGGUGAGAAGGGAUGUGCUGGACCACCUGGUUCUCCUGGCAUUGGUUUGAAAGGUGAUACUGGGAAACCAGGCCCACCAGGUGCUCGUGGAUACUGUGGUCCACAGGGAAACCAAGGAACAGACGGGCACUGUGGCGAUAACGGUUCAGAUGGGCUGAAUGGUUGUCCAGGGCAACCUGGAAGGGAUGGCCUACCUGGUGACCAAGGGGAGUGUGGACUUCAAGGACCACCUGGCUUAAAAGGCGGGAAUGGCAGUGAUGGGAGGCAAGGUUGUCCAGGGGAGGAUGGAGAAAAAGGAGAGAAAGGUUGUCCUGGACUACCUGGGAUGGAGGGAGAGAUUAAUGUGAUUACUGAAAAGGGGAAGUGUGGGGUACCAGGACUGCCUGGGCCAUGUGGGGUCCCUGGUGUUCGAGGUGAUAAAGGUAAUAAGGGGGAAUGUGGCCCAGAUGGCUUUUCAGGGUAUCCUGGACCUCCAGGUUGUGAGAACGGCCCAAGGGGUCCCCAAGGUCCAUGUGGAAUGCCAGGUGAACCUGGACCCAAAGGCCUGAAAGGGACAAAAGGCUAUAGUGGAUUUCCUGGAGGAUCUGGAGAUCCGGGUGACCCAGGGUUAAGUGGAUCUCCAGGAAAACCAGGUCUUUGUGGAUUGGAUGGGCCGAAAGGUGAGCGAGGAGAUUCUAUAGGUGCACCGGGACCUCCAGGUCUGAGAGGCCUGAAUGGAGAAGAUGGCUGCCCAGGUACUCCAGGCGAGGAAGGAGAUUCAGGAGAAGCGGGUUCACCUGGGCAGUGUGGACGGCCUGGUGAACCUGGUCCUGUUGGAAAACGGGGACCAUGUGGACCAUCGGGUGUUACUGGUCCUUUGGGUCCCAGAGGAAAAUGCGGCGCAGAAGGCCCUCAAGGGCCUUGUGGACCUUUAGGACCUACUGGAGCAUCAGGCCAACCAGGAUCACCAGGUUCUCCAGGGCCCCAAGGACUGCAUGGACUGGAUGGAUUAGAGGGUGUUAAGGGCGAACCAGGGACACACGGACUUGGCGUACCUGGGGAAAUCGGACCUAUGGGUCUGACUGGUGAAAAGGGUCUUAAAGGAGACCCUGGGCCACAGGGUCCUAUCCAGCAAGGAGUCAAAGGCCAUCCAGGCCCACCUGGAUUUUCAGGUAAUUGUGGUUCCCCUGGUCCUCCUGGGCCUCGUGGAAUUGCCUGUAAAGAGCCUAAACAUGGACUGUGUGGUGAAACAGGCUUUAUAGGUCCAGACGGCCCACCAGGACUAAUGGGAUGUAUAGGACCACCAGGAACGGCAAUACCUGUGCGGGGGGAUGAAGGGGAACCAGGUCCAAUGGGUCGUAACGGAACGAAAGGAAGAAAGGGUGCUCAUGGUCCCACUGGCCAGAUUGGUGUUUCAGGCCAACUUGGACAAAAAGGUGAAAAAGGAGACCCAGGGCUUAAUGGAGAUCCUGGACCUCCUGGCUUACCAGGAGCAAAUGGCAACCCUGGGCCCAAGGGUCCUAAAGGACAACGAGGAGAUACAGGUUCUGCUGGAGAGGCAGGGGAGAUUAUUAGUAUGGGACUCAUCAACACGAUUUCAGGUCCAAGUGGACCUCAAGGACCUCCUGGUGAAUCUGGCUUUCCAGGAUUUAUAGGAAUUCCGGGCAUUGAGGGGCCAAAAGGGACAAAAGGCCCAGAGGGAGAUCCAGGAGUUGAAGGUCAACCCGGAUCAUCUGGCCUCACUGGGCUUCCUGGAGACCCAGGAGAGCCGGGUACCAGAGGUUCACAAGGCAGACGAGGCCAACAAGGAGCUCCGGGAGAUAUAGGCCUUCCUGGUCCCUCUGAAAGGUUCAACUCUGGCUUCCUAUUGGUCAUCCACAGCCAAUCAAAAGUAGUACCUGUGUGUCCUCAAAAUAUGUCCAUGCUGUGGGAGGGAUACAGUCUACUGUACCUGGAGGGGCAAGAAAAAGCACACACACAAGACCUAGGUCAAGGAGGUUCGUGCAUGCGUGUCUUCAGCACUAUGCCUUUUGCACGCUGCAACCAGCAAGCUUGUCACUAUGCGGACCGCAAUGACAAGUCCUAUUGGCUUACCACCACUUCUGCUUUACCCACCACGCCUGUCUCAGGGCUUGAUAUCCAGCCACACAUAAGCAGGUGUGUGGUGUGUGAGGCCCCGUCACCAGCUUUUGCUAUUCACAGCCAGGGUAUGUCAAUACCCAGUUGCCCACCACAUUGGAUGAGCCUAUGGAUUGGAUACUCAUUUCUUAUGCACACUGGUUCAGGAGAUGAAGGAGGUGGCCAGUCUCUGACAUCGUCAGGAAGCUGCCUACAGGAUUUCCUGACGCAUCCAUUUGUGGAGUGCCAGGGCCCACGUGGCACAUGCCACUAUUUCACGAACCUCCACAACUUUUGGCUAACACGUGUGGAUGAGCAGGACUUCAGCCUCAUCCCGGAGAUGAUGACCCUGAAAGGAGCAGCCGAGCAGCGCAAUCAUGUCAGCCGAUGCAAUGUCUGCUUGAGGGCGUGAGACCUUUCCAGGUCUGAAGGCAAUAGCCUGGAAUGGUCUUGCACCCGAUGCUACACAUGAUGGGAGUUGGGGAGUCAUCACAAAAAUUAACUUUGAGACUUAUGUGAUUAUUCACAUUGAAGAACUACUGUGAACAAGUUUGUACAUGUUUCCUCUCUACACUUGAUACUUGAGGGUUCAGGCAAGGUUUUAUAUAUAAUGAUUUUGAUUGCCUUGUUUGAAAACCUGAGCCAAUAAUUUGAAGUCAAUUGCUCAAUUGUUGUCAGCCCUGUCGGCAAUUCAACUUCGAAACACAAUUUAGACAUGCCCUUUACAGUGCAGCCAAAAUAAGAUAUAGAAUGCCUAGCAUAAGUAUUCAACCCCCUGUUCCGAGACAAUAUUUAGUCAAAUCGCUUUAAUAGCUACAAGGACUGUAUCACAAUCAAUUUCAUACAUCUGGUUCUUGACCAUUUUCAGCAUUUGUUUUGGCAAAAUUGUUGAUUUAUAUGGCUUAUAUGUCGACUGGCACGUUUGGCCACAAACUGGUAACAGGAUUGAGGUCUGGUGGCAGGAUUGCCUUGUAUUUGCCUUAAACCAUCUUUCCCUUAACUCUUUCCCAAUCCCUGUAGUUGAAAAGCAACUCUACCACAUUGUGCUAUCACCACCAUGCUUCUCUUUAAGGGACCAUGUUCUCAGGGGAAAGAGCAGUAUAGGGUGGCUUUUGUACCAAAGCUGAAUAUAUUCCAAGGGGGUAUAAAUACUUUUAAGGCACCAUUACAUUUUGUCAGCUAGAACAAGAACUGAAAAACUAAUCACAUUCAUUAAAGAUAAAAAAAAAUAAAAAUAAAAAAA
Molecule: messenger RNA, 6073 nt
Organism: Silurus meridionalis
Lineage: Eukaryota; Metazoa; Chordata; Actinopteri; Siluriformes; Siluridae
Gene: col4a4
Product: collagen, type IV, alpha 4
Exons: 47
Coding region: 248-5242 (1664 amino acids)
Cellular component (GO): collagen trimer
Molecular function (GO): extracellular matrix structural constituent
Source: RefSeq, a predicted model, not a curated record